Molecule: messenger RNA, 2753 nt
Organism: Varanus komodoensis (Komodo dragon)
Lineage: Eukaryota; Metazoa; Chordata; Lepidosauria; Squamata; Varanidae
Gene: RHOBTB2
Product: Rho related BTB domain containing 2
Exons: 10
Coding region: 391-2580 (729 amino acids)
Biological process (GO): small GTPase-mediated signal transduction
Molecular function (GO): GTPase activity; GTP binding; protein binding
Source: RefSeq, a predicted model, not a curated record
ACGAGGCAGGCAGGCAGGAGGGAAGGAAGGAAGGAAGCAGCGAGCCCGGCGCCGCGAAAGAAACCGGGCAGGAGGCGGAGGGCGGCCGCCGGCGUUGCGCAGCCCUGCCGGGCUGUCCAUGCCGCCGCGCGCGGGAAGAUGUUGAGGAAGCGGCCGGAGCGACGGAUGCAGCAGCGCCCAGGAGCACUCCGGUGUGCGCACGGACCGUUAUGUCAGCGCGGCCUCUGAGCAGGAUUGCUCCAACCUCCGGCAACAGCCCUCGGCACGGCGGCGGAGGCAGGGCAAGGCCGAGCCCGGCGCCCGUUACAGCGAUCGUCAUCAUGUCUCCCGGGAAGAGUUCGGUUCUUUCCCCCGCGGCUUACUCCUUCCGAUGUGUUGGUGUCCCAGUUAAUGGAUUCUGACAUGGAUUAUGAAAGGCCAAACGUAGAAACCAUCAAGUGCGUCGUGGUUGGGGACAACGCUGUGGGCAAGACCCGGCUUAUCUGUGCCCGUGCGUGUAACGCCACGCUCACCCAGUACCAGCUCCUCGCCACCCACGUGCCCACCGUCUGGGCCAUCGACCAGUAUCGCGUUUGUCAGGAGGUAUUAGAGCGCUCCAGAGAUGUAGUAGAUGAUGUCAGUGUCUCCUUGCGGCUUUGGGAUACCUUUGGGGACCAUCAUAAGGACAGGCGCUUUGCUUAUGGAAGAUCUGAUGUCGUAGUGUUAUGCUUCUCCAUUGCUAACCCUAAUUCCCUGCAUCACGUGAAGACCAUGUGGUAUCCUGAGAUUAAGCACUUCUGUCCCCGAGCACCAGUCAUCCUUGUGGGCUGCCAACUCGACCUUCGCUACGCAGACCUGGAAGCAGUCAAUCGAGCCAGGCGACCCUUAGCCAGACCAAUCAAACCCAAUGAAAUUCUGCCCCCAGAGAAGGGCCGAGAGGUGGCCAAAGAGCUGGGGAUCCCCUACUACGAAACCAGUGUCGUGGCCCAGUUUGGCAUCAAAGAUGUCUUCGACAAUGCCAUCCGAGCAGCUCUCAUCUCUCGCCGGCACCUCCAGUUCUGGAAGUCGCAUCUGCGUAACGUUCAGAGGCCAUUGCUGCAGGCCCCCUUUUUGCCCCCCAAGCCCCCCCCACCCAUCAUCAUAGUCCCCGAACCUCUUUCCAACAAUGAAGAGCGCCCAGCCCACCUCCUGGAAGACCCUUUGUGUGCAGACGUCAUCCUGGUGCUCCAAGAGAGAAUCAAAAUCUAUGCGCACAAGAUCUACCUCUCCACCUCCUCCUCUAAGUUCUAUGACUUGUUCUUGAUGGACUUGAGCGAGGAGGACCAGCAGGGGACGACAGGAAGCAGCACCGGGGUGGGUGUUGCUGAGCGGACGCUCCAUCAGGAAAGGCAUCCUCACGGGCGGGAAUUCCUGUUAAGAGCUGCCAGCUUCGAUAUCUGCGAGAGUGCUGAGGAAGCUGGCUCUGGCCAGCAAAAACCGUGCCUUAGACCCUCCACCAGCGAUGGAAUCUUGCGGGGCAAGAACUACGGGGAACGAGGGCUGAAGCGGCGGAGGAUCCUCUCCUCUUGGAGCCGUGCCUUUGUCAGCAUCCAGGAGGAGAUGGCGGAUGACCCCGUCACAUACAAACCCCGACUGAUGGUGGUAGUGAAGAUGGACCCUUCCAUCCAACUGGGCCCCUUCAGGGCUGUGCUCAAGUACCUGUACACUGGGGAGCUGGAUGAGAAUGAGCGGGACCUCAUGCAUAUAGCCCACAUCGCCGAGUUGCUAGAAGUCUUUGACCUCAGGAUGAUGGUGGCCAACAUCUUGAACAACGAAGCAUUCAUGAACCAGGAGAUCACCAAAGCCUUCCAUGUCAGGAGAACCAACCGGGUUAAGGAGUGUCUGGCCAAGGGAACGUUUUCUGAUGUUACUUUUAUAUUGGACGAUGGUGCUAUCAGUGCCCAUAAGCCCUUGCUUAUCUCCAGUUGUGACUGGAUGGCUGCUAUGUUUGGGGGUCCAUUUGUGGAGAGCUCAACCCAAGAGGUGGUGUUACCUUACACCAGCAAGAGCUGUAUGCGAGCGGUACUUGAAUACCUCUACACGGGCCAGUUUUGCUCCACAUCAGAGCUGGAUUACAUGAAGCUCAUUAUUCUAGCUAACCGCUUGUGCUUGCCACAUCUGGUUGCACUCACAGAGCAGUUCACGGUGUCUGGUCUGAUGGAGGCGAUUCAGAUGUUUGUGGAUAUUGAUGGGGACGUCCUCGUGUUCCUGGAGCUGGCUCAGUUCCAUGGUGCCUACCAGCUGGCCGACUGGUGCCUCCAUCACAUCUGCACCAACUACAACAACAUUUGCCGCAAGUUCCCGCGUGAGAUGAAAGCCAUGUCAGCAGAGAACCAAGACUACUUUGAGAAGCAUCGCUGGCCCCCAGUCUGGUACCUAAAGGAGGAGGAUCACUAUCAGAGAGCACGGAAAGAGCGCGAGAAAGAAGACUACCUCCACCAGAAACGGCAGCCGAAGAGGAGGUGGCUCUUCUGGAAUGCCUCUUCUCCUUCUCAGUCACCUUCCUCAUCAGUGGCCACUGCUUCAUCUUCCUCCUCCUCCUCCUCCUCCGCUGUGGUUUGAGAGGUGUGCCUGCCCAUACUCCAGUCUGUCUUGGAAAGAGGGUGCCGACCACCCCCGAGCCAGCUUCUGGUUCGACAGGCUUGGGAAGAGGGAAGUAGGUAGAGAGGAGACACCACCAGCUCAAACCCCCCGUGGAGAAAAUGAGCAUGAAUAUCCUGGGGAGGCUGGUGAGU